CCGUCCGACGCUAACGUUUCGAAUAAUAAAUAAGAAAAAGUUUUCCUGCCAUCGCAAAAAACCAUGCAGAGCCGUAAAAAUAACAAGAUUGCUCCACACGACAAUGCUUGCUCAUCGAUACCCUGUAAAUAAACCCGGCACCAUAUGAAGUGACAAAGAAAUUAUUUGUUGGGUGCCUUUUGUGUUAUUUGUUUUGGUUAGCUAACACGCUAAACACGUUUACGCUUUUGAUAAUAACACCUUUAAUAACGCCUCGAUUCGUUUGAUUUGCUGUUAUAUAUUACGUAAAUUUUAAACAUGGGUAUACCCAUGCCCAUUUUUUUUUUUUUUUUGUUAAUACGUGUAGGGUAUAGAAAGCGUUUUCGCUUGCGUCGCGGCUUGGCAGUCUUUCUGGCUCUGUCUUAAGUUGGGGUUCCGAUUUUACGGGCGCGCAGUGGGGUCGGCGCUGUCGACGCUGCUGUCGCUAUUUGCCGACGCCGCGUGCGGUGGCUCUUGUGCGCCGCAGCGCUCGACGCAGUUGCAAACGUGAGUGCGAAGCGUGUAAACGUGAUUUCAUUCUGGGCCUCGCCAUUGUGAACGCUCUUCUGGUUUAUGUGUGCCUGUUGAUCUGCCGAGCCAAGACAGCUGAGCUGAACUGCAGAAAUAAACGAUUUGCUUAUGUAAACACAAAUCUCAAGCCAAAACAAAAUCUAUAUGCAAAACACGCUGGCUAAUAACCUGUGACCCACGCUGGCGAUAAAGCCAAACUGGUAACCCAUCAGGCUACGGCCCAAAAAAAAAAAAAAAAACAAACAAAUCAAGCGAAACAGUGCAAAAUCCCUUUAUGAAAUUUAUGUAAGCCGCUUUUGGCAUUGAUUGUGUGCGAGUGCCAAACAAAGUGAAAGUAAACAAUGGAUCUUGCAAAUAUGGAUAGAGGAUUGCAAGUAACAAAACUAAUAACGUGGGAUUUUUUUUUUUUGAUUCUGCUCGUAACAACAGUGGCCCAGUCUGAUAGUACCUCCAGCUUUGGGUUCGACUCGGCCAACUCGUGCAGCCCGAACGGUAAAAUAUCUAGGCGUGGGCGGGCCCAGAUGCUUGCGGCAAUACCAUGCGACCUGGCCAAGCAGCCGUUCUGCCAUCUGCCAGGAUCUAUUUAUCCUUGGCACGCCGUACGCCGGUUUGUGCACGAGAAUCAGGGUCUGAUGAAGCGCAUGUAUGGAGACGUACGACACAUUUCCAUCCUACGCGAUGAGAUUCAAAACGAGGAGGUGGUCGAUAUGGACAGCAUGGAUGAUGCAACACAGCGCUAUUCCAAGACGCCUCGUGGCGCCAAGUAUAUGUUGCAUGGCAGGGACAGCAAUCGGGAUGAAUUUACCAACUACAAGAGCAACGACGUGCUCAUGGAGCCGCAUUUUCGACCAGUGUCCACAGCCAGCACAACAACUACACCAACAACAACCGCAGCGCCAACGUUAUCGACUGCACCCACGCCUAGUUCCUCUAAUUCGAAGACGUCGAGUGCACCGACAGAAGUUGUAUUUGUGCAUCCGGAUGGUGAGCAGCCGAGUCUAGACUCGAACAGCGUUUACGAUGUGAUGAACACUACGGCAGCAACAGGUACAGCAGGACGCCCACAAGGAACGAUCAUAGACGGCGCAGAUGACAAAAUAAAUACCAUUGACAAACCACAGCUGGAACUGGUGCAGGAAGUAGACCAGGGCCUACGCAAUCUGAGCAUCGCGCCUGUUCCGGUGACGCCUGCAACAAGCACAACAGCUGCAUCUCAGCUCAGCGCAGCGGUACCCAAUCGCAAGCACAGCCCCAAUGAGAGUGACACGUCGAAAACGUCUGCGGGAGCAGCAUCCGAUAAGGCAACACAAACAAACACAACACCAACUUCAAUAGCACCUCUACCAAAGCUCAGCAACAGCACCACCACGACGGCCGCGUUGGUCCCACGCAGAAAUGUGACCAAGACGAUAUUGGGAACUACAACAUCCGCCAGCUUUGCCUCGCUCUUCUCGCCUACAGUCGCGGCGUUUACUUCUGACAAACAGCGGAAACCACUUACAGCCAGCAGCACAGCCGCGCCUACUAGCUCUACGAAAUCUGGACUAUUGCGGGAAGGACAGCUUUUCCAGGAUGCCAUGAAGCAGGAGCCGAUGACGGUCAGCAGUAAUAUGCGGGGAGUCAAUGCUUGUCCUGUAAAGGACGAAGUGGUUGCCCCAUUCUGGGCGAAUAACACGCGUGGCGAAGUACUGGCUCUAUUAAACUUGUACCCCUUCGAGCAGUACGUGCACUGGGAGAAGUGCACACACGAGUUCAAGCAGAUGUUCUGCCGAGACGGCUGUCGUUGCGAGCAACAGUACCGGCUCCAUCGUCUGCUGGCCUACGACCCUCACAACGAGUGCCGCGGCAUCUUCUCCGACUGGUUUCGCUUCCCCUCCAGCUGUAUAUGCAAGUGCUAUAAUAUACCAAUGGAUUUUCGUGCAACGUCGCGCAGUCCGCGAUCGGAGAACAGCUUUAAUGCACCACAGUCGUUGCCUCAGUCGUAUCUAGAUGCCAUUGAGGUGGCCGAGACGGAGGUGCAGCGUGCUAUCUAUGAGCAUGCCACCGAUCAAUGGUAUCGGCCACGCGAUGAGUUUGAUUUCUUCGAGGGUUAGUUAUGUAAAUUCGAAAAAUUUGCAACCCUAUCAGAAGAAUACUUUGGACUAGUCCCUUUAAUGUACAGAAAACUAAGUGUGAAACCCCCAAUCUAACCAAAAAAUAUGAAGAUAGAAGUUUUUCAUAAGACUAAACGUUUUAAGUUUCUUCUAUCUUGAUAUUCUCAAACAGUUUAACGGUUGAUUAGCAUAAUUCGACGGCUAUCAACUAUAAUUAAGUAAAGCAAGCCAUUGUGUUAUUGUACAUAUAGAUCAACACAUUGUCUUUCCUAGCGACCAUUUACAGAGCAUUCCUAAACACGAAUGUGUCACGACAAUGCGUUUAAUAGUAUUGCUCCUUUGGAUAAUUUUUCUUAGUUUUACAUGACGGACGUGUGGCCAUACUAUUUAAACAAACAUAUUUUGAACUGUAAAUAAAAAUUUAAAAAAAUACAACAACAAAAAACAGAA
Molecule: messenger RNA, 3092 nt
Organism: Drosophila virilis
Lineage: Eukaryota; Metazoa; Arthropoda; Insecta; Diptera; Drosophilidae
Gene: spz4
Product: Spaetzle domain-containing protein 4
Biological process (GO): innate immune response; central nervous system formation
Cellular component (GO): extracellular region
Molecular function (GO): Toll binding; growth factor activity
Source: RefSeq, a predicted model, not a curated record